Molecule: messenger RNA, 312 nt
Organism: Gilbertella persicaria
Lineage: Eukaryota; Fungi; Mucoromycota; Mucoromycetes; Mucorales; Choanephoraceae
Exons: 1
Coding region: 1-312 (103 amino acids)
Source: RefSeq, a predicted model, not a curated record
AUGAACAUUGUUGCACCUCGCCCAAAGAAGCCCUCAUCAUAUACCACUGCCAGUGACAUAUGGACAGAAGAAGACAACGAAGCUUGCCAAGAACUUCGACAAAUUCUUCUUGCUUCUCAUUCCACUAUGAUGGAAGAUCUUAAUAUCAUCCGUACUAGCAACCCUUUGCCUCAUGAUACUUGCUUUGUACCUAUUCAUCAAACUGUUUCUCACUUGUCUGUCACUGAUACCACCACCACCGCCAAACUCAAUCGUCCCAGAUCUUUCAGUGUUGGUGACUCUAGAAAUAAUUACAUCAGUCUUGUUCAUUAA